AGCCUUCCUCAUCGAGUCGUGAUGACGAUGUGAAGCGGUGGUUUGCAGACACAUUAGAGGCUCAGCAGCAGCAGAAAUACCACGGACAGAGCGGGUCUCGUCCAGCCGCUUCCCGUCGCCCACACUUCCGGAGCAGACCCUGUUACAGGCAGCUGUGGGUCGGGAUGCGACCGUCUGAGAUGACGGGAGGACGGUGCCAGUAAAACGCAGCGGCUGGUUGCGUUGUGUUAAAUCUCGCUUUUGCAAUCUCAGCUGAAGAGAUUGCAUCACAUCAGCAGCAGUUUUUCUAUCGACCGACACUCAGCGGGGAUACAGGCUUUUAAUCCUACUGUCUGCCGUCAACUGUUGCUUAUUUUCACUGUAAAUGAAUCUUGUAAGGUUUAUGAACAACCGUGUUCCUCCUAACAAGCGAUAUCAACCCACAGACUAUGAGCAUGCUGCCAACUGUGCCACGCAUGCGAUGUGGAUAAUCCCCAGCCUACUGGGCAGCUCACUGUUGCACUACGAGUCAGAGGACCAAUGGGAGCGGCUGUCAGCCUGGGUAUAUGGGGCGGGGCUCAGUUCGCUCUUCAUCAUCUCCACUCUGUUCCACACUGUGGCCUGGAAGAAAAGCCACCUUCGUUCUGUGGAGCAGUGUUUCCACAUGUGUGACAGGAUGGUGAUCUACUUCUUCAUCGCAGCCUCUUAUGCUCCAUGGCUAAACCUUCGGGAGUUGGGUCCGUGGGCAUGUCACAUGCGCUGGUUGGUUUGGGUCAUGGCGUCUUUUGGAACCACCUAUGUCUUCUUCUAUCAUGAGAGGUAUAAACUCAUGGAGUUGAUCUGCUAUACAGUGAUGGGAGUUUUUCCUGCUCUGGUCAUUUUCUCAAUGCCGGAGCAGUCCGGGUUGUGUGAGCUGCUGGUCGGUGGAGCCUGCUAUUGUCUUGGUAUAGUCUUCUUCAAAAGUGAUGGCAUCGUCCCAUUCGCUCAUGCCAUCUGGCAUCUUUUUGUAGCUGUGGGAGCAGCCAUACAUUACUACGCCAUCUGGAAGUACCUCUACGCCCAGACUCCCAGGCAGGUCCAGACCUCCAGAUGACAUCAGUGAUGACUUCACAGGAAUGGACUCCUGUGAUUAAGCUGCUUGGGAGAGCUGUGUCCAAGUUCAAAGCUUGCUUCAAAUAAGGGUGAACUUAAAUGGAAAACUACCAGUACAUUUAGGCAUCUUGACUGUUUGUGUGAUUUGCACAAAUGAGCAAAUCACAGGCAGCGGCAGACAGCAAGCCUUCCUCUCUGGUGCCACCUUGUUUCAUCUGACGGGACCAUUUUCUACUGCAACAAAAGUAGUCCUAUCAGGCAGCUAGAAAAUAUCAACAAAUGUGCUUUGCACAUUAAAAUCUGUGUUUGCUAGACUCUUUAUGGAAUAAAGUUCCCAGCUAGAAAGAAGUACAUACACCUCCAAACUGUACAUAUUGCUGGAAAAUCAAGUUGGAAAAUCUAUAGGCUUCAGAACCUCAGUCUGACCUACUCACCAGUCACCAAUAGAAAAGGUUUUAUACCUUUGAGCACCAAUGUUGCCACCAAGAAAUAUAGAGUGCAGAAUAUCACACCUGACCAUAUGCUGUAUUCUCAGCAAUUUUCACCAUUACUUAUAUUAUUUUAUGCUGUUGUUUAAGAAAACAGCAGAGAGAAAGACUGAUUGCUAAAAGAUAAUAGUGCAGUAAGAUCAUAAUAACCUUAACAUUAAAAGUAGGAUUAAAAAUUUCAGUAAAGUUCAAAUGAUGUUGGAGAUGACACAACUCAGCUCAAUUAUACUGACGACCCUGCUACAAAACCAGAGGUGAAACCUCAGGUAAAAACACAGAUUGGUCCCAGCUGCUUGGAAAGCCUUGUGCUUUUCUCAAGGAUUCCUUCAUUUGAGUCUUAUCUCCACUAUCUCCCAAGGAAACAAUGUUGAGACAAUGUUAAUUAAAAGUUGGGUAAAUCUUACAACAAUGUCACUCCCUGGAAUAAUGAUCAAAGAUGUCAGAUACCACCAACCUGCAGUAGAUUAUACAACAACAACAAAUGAGGUCUUUCAUGAAAAAAAAAAACAAUA
Poecilia reticulata (guppy) is the source of this 2071-nucleotide messenger RNA. RefSeq names its product monocyte to macrophage differentiation factor 2. The record is from RefSeq and is a predicted model, not a curated record. Gene Ontology annotation, molecular function: pore-forming activity. Lineage: Eukaryota; Metazoa; Chordata; Actinopteri; Cyprinodontiformes; Poeciliidae. Gene Ontology annotation, cellular component: membrane.